AACUCCAGGAAACCACGCGCCAGGCGCCAGCUUCCAAGACUGUUCGUUCUCGCUCUCUCUGCCUGCCCUUCACAGAACGAAUCAAUCAAGUUGCGAUGGCUGAGAGGGUGCUGGUGAUCGGCAGUGGGGGACGAGAGCAUGCACUGGCCUGGAAGUUGGCCCAGUCCCCGCAUGUCCAGCAGGUACUGGUGGCCCCCGGAAACGCUGGGACGGCCAGCUGUGGAAAGAUCUCCAACUCAGCGGUGUCUGUGAGUAACCACUCCAUCCUGGCCCAGUACUGUAAAGACCAUAAUGUUGGACUGGUGGUGGUUGGACCUGAGGUGCCUCUUGCUGCAGGCGUGGUGGAUGACCUGAUGGCGGCUGGCGUGCCGUGUUUCGGGCCCUCUGCCAAGGCGGCCCAGCUGGAGGCCAGCAAGAGCUUCUCCAAGAGCUUCAUGGACCGCCACGGCAUCCCCACGGCACGCUGGAGCUCCUUCACCGACCCCCAGGAGGCCUGCCGCUACAUCAGGGGGGCAGACUUCCCGGCUCUGGUGGUGAAGGCCAGUGGUCUAGCAGCAGGUAAGGGGGUGAUCGUGGCCCAGGACCAAGAGGAGGCGUGCAUGGCAGUAGAGGACAUCAUGAAGGACAAGGCAUUUGGCUCUGCUGGGGAGACGGUGGUGGUUGAGGAGCUGCUUGAAGGGGAGGAAGUGUCUUGUUUGUGCUUCACAGAUGGCAGCUCCGUUGCAGCCAUGCCUCCUGCCCAAGACCACAAGCGCCUGCUGGACGGAGACAAGGGACCCAACACUGGGGGCAUGGGAGCCUACUGCCCUACGCCACAGGUCUCUGAGGAGAUGUUGCAGCAGAUCAGAGAGACGGUGCUGCAGAAGACUGUGGAUGGCAUGAAAGAGGAGGGAACACCUUAUGUGGGUGUGCUGUACGCAGGCAUGAUGCUCACCCCUCAGGGCCCUAGGGUACUGGAGUUCAACUGCCGCUUUGGAGACCCUGAGUGCCAGGUGUUGCUGCCCCUGCUGAAGAGUGACCUGUAUGAGGUGCUGAAGAACACGCUGGAGGGAAAGCUGUCCUCUAGCCCCCCCUUAUGGCAGGAGGGGAUGGCUGCAGUCACCGUGGUCAUGGCCAGUCCUGGUUACCCUGGAGCUUACAAGAAGGGCAUCGAACUCACAGGUCUGUCCCAGGUAGAGGAGCAGGGCUUGCAGGUGUUCCACGCAGGGACGGCCCUGAAGGAAGGAGGGGGCGUGGUCACCAGCGGUGGGCGUGUCCUGACAGUGACGGCAGUGAUGGCUGGUCUGGACAGUGCCCUCCACAAGGCCAAUCAGGGCGUGGCGGCCGUGGGAUUCCCCAACGCAGUGUACCGCCGAGACAUCGGUCACCGCGCCAUCGCACACCUCACACGUUCUAGAGGUCUGACCUAUAAGGACAGUGGGGUGGACAUUGCCGCAGGCAACCAUCUGGUGGACCUGAUCAAGCCACUGGCUAAAGCCACUACUCGGGCAGGGUGCAAUGCUGAGCUGGGUGGUUUUGCUGGCCUAUUUGACCUGAAGGCUGCUGGAUUCAUUGAUCCUGUUCUCGUGUCAGGGACAGAUGGUGUGGGGACCAAGCUGAAGAUUGCCCAUGCGUGUGGACAGCACGGCACUCUGGGCCAGGACCUGGUGGCCAUGUGUGUGAAUGACGUGCUGGCCCAGGGGGCAGAGCCCUUGUUCUUCCUCGACUACUUUGCCUGCGGCCAGCUGGACGUGGGAGUGGCCUCCUCCGUGAUUGGAGGGAUUGCAGACGCCUGCAAGAUGGCCGGCUGCGCUCUGCUGGGCGGUGAGACUGCAGAGAUGCCGGGCAUGUAUGCCAAGGGAGAGUACGACCUGGCGGGCUUCUGUGUGGGGGCGGUGGAGCGGAGCGCCCUCCUGCCCAGGCUGGGGGACAUCGCUGAGGGGGACCUCCUGAUCGGAGUGGCUUCCUCUGGGGUGCACAGCAACGGCUUCAGCCUGGUCCGCAAGAUCCUGGAGAAGGCCGGCCUGCACUACAGCUCGACCGCACCCUUUGGCAAACCUGGAGAAACCAUUGGUGAUGUGCUGCUGACGCCCACUAAGAUCUACAGUCGUCUGCUGCUGCCGGUGCUGCGUAGUGGAGUUGUGAAGGCCUACGCCCACAUCACUGGAGGAGGCCUACUGGAGAACAUUCCACGCGUGCUGCCCAAGGAGCUGGCAGUAGACCUGGAUGCCACUCGUUGGCGUAUCCCUCCCGUGUUCUCCUGGCUGCAGGAGGCCGGGGGCCUGAGCGAGGAGGAGAUGGCCCGCACCUUCAACCUGGGCCUGGGGGCCGUGCUGGUGGUGGCCCGGCCCGAUGCCCAGAGGGUCCUCCGCCAGCUGCAGGCCCACGAGCAGGCCUGGAUCGUGGGCUCGCUGGCUCACAAGCAGCCUGGGUCUGAGCCCGUGGUGGUGCAUAACCUGUCAGCCAGUCUGAAGGCGGGUCCAGAGUCAAGUCCAGACACCAGCGCUCUGCCCAACGGCAACACGCACUCUGAUCACGGACAACGGAGACGCGCCAGAGUCGGGGUGCUCAUCUCCGGAACAGGCACAAAUCUGCAGGCCCUGAUGGAGCAGGCGAAGAAGCCGUCGAGUGCUGCUGAGAUCGUGGUGGUCAUCUCCAACAGGCCAGGAGUGUUGGGACUCAAGAGGGCCUCCAUGGCCGGCAUCCAGACACGGGUGGUGGACCAUAAGCUGUAUGGUAGUCGGUCUGAGUUUGACAGCACCAUAGACCGUGUGCUGGAGGAGUUUGGGGUGGAGGUGGUCUGCCUGGCCGGCUUCAUGAGGAUACUCACCGGGACCUUUGUCAAGAAGUGGAACGGGAAGCUAUUGAACAUCCACCCGUCACUGUUGCCAUCGUUCAAGGGUGUUAAUGCCCAGAAGCAGGCUCUUCAGGCAGGCGUCCGUGUGGCAGGCUGCACCGUUCACUUUGUUGCCGAGGAGGUGGACGCUGGAGCCAUCAUUGUCCAGGAGGCGGUGCCUGUGGUGGUGAAUGACACCGAGGAGAGCCUAUCAGAGCGCAUUCGCGAGGCGGAACACAGGGCCUUCCCAGCAGCCCUUGAGCUGGUGGCCAGCGGAGCGUUGAAGCUCGGCGAGGACGGACGCAUCAUCUGGAACUCCACAAUGUAAACAACAACAAAAUAAAACAGUGGUGUUCCAAUUCCAUGGUUCAGUUACUAAGUUAAUCUGGAGUAAGUAGUAAAUCUACUAGUAGUAGAGACUUGUGGCUUUUUUUUCCAAGCAAAUAAAAAAUUUCAAGAGGGCUCUGAUAUUAGGGGGUUUACCAUUUACCACACCAUGGUCAGAGAAACUGGAUAAUAUUAUACUCUUAGAAAUCUCGGUAGUUACACGGUAAGUUACUUAACCUUUCUGGAAUGAUCCCCUGGAUUUCUUUCGCAUCCAUUCCAUCAAAGGAACAAAUCAAUCUCUUCCUGCAAAAGGAUCAGCUGUAUGUUGUAAUACUGUAUGUGUGUGCUUAGUGAUACAGCCAAUGUAAAGCACAUGUUACAUUGUCAUUUUUAAGUGUACCGAAUUAUUACUGAAGAACUAUGUAAUUAGAUUGUUUACAUAAAUUGCCAUUUCAAGGAUGCUCUCACUACUGUUACAUGGAGAGUAAUCUGUAGAAAAUGUGACAUUCCCUUUCCUUUAAUCAUGUCAAUCAUUCCAGAGGGUUUUCUCUUCAGUGUACUUGAAAGUAGCCUUCUCAUUCCGUAAUACUGACACUGUUGAUACUACUUGAACAUUUGGGAACUUCUAUGGCACUAACCCAAGUUAGAAGCUGCAUGAAACGUUGUUCUGUUGGUUUGUCUGGGUAUUUGUGUAGCACGGUAUGUCAUGCACAUUGCACGCACAAAGACGAGGAAAAAAAUGUGGCCUCAUUGCCUUGAAUAAAUAAAAUUGCACUGUAAUGUA
Engraulis encrasicolus (European anchovy) is the source of this 3926-nucleotide messenger RNA. It is a transcript of the gene gart, whose product is annotated as phosphoribosylglycinamide formyltransferase. Bases 96 to 3143 code for a protein of 1015 amino acids. Gene Ontology annotation, biological process: adenine biosynthetic process; 'de novo' IMP biosynthetic process. Gene Ontology annotation, molecular function: metal ion binding; phosphoribosylglycinamide formyltransferase activity; phosphoribosylamine-glycine ligase activity. Lineage: Eukaryota; Metazoa; Chordata; Actinopteri; Clupeiformes; Engraulidae. The transcript has 22 exons. The record is from RefSeq and is a predicted model, not a curated record. Gene Ontology annotation, cellular component: cytosol.